UCCCCCUCCCCACCCCCACCCCCGAGACCCAUAUUCUCUUCGCUGUGCAUUCUGGGAACUCAUACAGAAGUUUCAAGAUGGCGGCGAGCAGGAGGCUGGCCAAGGAACUUGAUGAGAUUCGCAAAUCUGGAAUGAAAAAUUUCAGAAACAUUCAAGUCGAGGAAUCAAACCUGUUGUCAUGGCAAGGGCUCAUUGUACCUGACAACCCUCCCUAUGACAAAGGCGCAUUCAGGAUCGAGAUCAUUUUUCCCACCGAGUACCCUUUUAAGCCUCCUAAGAUCACGUUCAAAACAAAGAUCUAUCAUCCCAAUAUUGAUGAGAAGGGCCAAGUGUGUUUGCCUGUUAUCAGUGCAGAGAACUGGAAGCCAGCCACCAAAACUGACCAAGUUAUUCAGUCUCUCAUUGCACUGGUGAACGACCCCCAGCCAGAGCAUCCAUUGAGGGCAGACCUAGCAGAAGAAUACUCAAAGGACCGUAAAAAAUUCUUGAAGAACGCCGAAGAGUUUACAAAGAAACAUGGCGAAAAGCGGCCAAUGGACUGAUCACUUGCUGAGCGUUUAGCCCUCUCUUUCUCCCCCUUACCUCUUAUCUGCCCAACCAAAUCUUUCUUCCCACCUGCCCUUUCUAAAUGCCCACCAUCUUUUACCCUCUUUACCAUUCACGUUCCCCCCUGUUGCGCCCCACACUGCCUCCAUCUUGCACCCCAGGAGCGGCCCAGCUGAAGCAGGCAGUGGCAGCCUCUGCCUCCCUUCCCAUCUGCUCUGUGGAUCAGACCGCUUCCUAUCCCUCCUCCCAGCAAUAGAUUUCCAUACCUUCACUAACUUUCUACUCUUAAAUAAGUCAAAAUGAAAAAAAAAUAGGCUAAGACAUGGAGAGUUGAAUAGGAAUACUCAAGAGUAAUGUGUUUUACUGUUUGCUUUUCUUCAAAUAUAAAGGAUUGUUAAAUAGAUCUCACAUAGAUUUUUUUUUCAGAGAUUUAAAACUGGUUUAUGACUGAUUCUCUUAGCCACGUUAGCAGUAACACAUCAAGGGAAAGAGAAAAUCGUAGAUGUUUUGUUUGUUUUUGCAGACUGCAGUUCCCAUACUGACUUCCACUGCUUCUAGACUUGCACUGUAUUCUGUGGAAUAAUCCUACAUUUUCCCUUGCCCAGAUUGUAACCCUCUGAGCAGAGGCAAACUAUCGCUAUCCCACAUGUAAAUUGAAUUCUUAUAGAAGUUCUGUAUUUGUCACAAAAAAAUCUCCCAAUUCUCAGCAAGCUCCUUUAAAGAACACGUUUCACGUAUUUUCAUGGGUUUGAUUAGUUGUACAAAAACACUUGUUCCCUAUGUACGUUUUUUUUUUCCUGACAAAUGCCUUGUAAUGUUCUUUUAAUUACCAAAAUAAUUUGGAUUGGCACUUUGAUAUAAAAUUGUCAAAGUAGGUAAUUUGUACUGUCCAUGUCUUUUUCCCCCACUGCUAGUCAUUGCAGUGUCACCAUCUUCCUUUAACACAUGCCGGCAACCACUUUCUGGCAGUAGAUCCACUGCCAGCUUCCUGUGCUGAAAAGACCUCAUGGUCAACAGUGGGCGAGUUGGGGGGCGGGUCACAAAACCUAGAGGCGGAUUCACUCACCCGGAGCGCAGUUCAGCUCAGACAGCCUCUUGAGGCGAGCUGGGAGAAGGGCUAGCGGUUAAAAGGGUAUGUCAGGGCACAGAAAGGGGACUGGGUGGCCAAAAAGCAACGUGUAACAGCUGUUUGAUCCAGUCUCAGUUCUUGUUUCGUAAUAAAGAUGGCUAACCAUUUUGCC
Corythoichthys intestinalis (scribbled pipefish) is the source of this 1787-nucleotide messenger RNA. RefSeq names its product ubiquitin-conjugating enzyme E2L 3b (gene ube2l3b). The record is from RefSeq and is a predicted model, not a curated record. Lineage: Eukaryota; Metazoa; Chordata; Actinopteri; Syngnathiformes; Syngnathidae. Bases 78 to 542 code for a protein of 154 amino acids. The transcript has 4 exons.